GAGAGAGAGAGAGAGAGAGAGAGAGAGAGUAUAUAAAACAAUAUCUCUCAAGUACGAAUGAUGACCAACCAUUCCAAUCCAGCAUGUGUGAUGGCAAGGAUAAGGGCCAGUUGGGGCAAAUUGUAAAACAGUUGACAUAGAAUGAUGGGCAUUAUUUACCAUGGUGGUCUUCCUACGAUAAAUGUAAAUGUAAAUGUGGCAGCAAAGAACAUCAUCCACUGGGGCAGACGGAAGUUGCCAAUAUUGGCGGCAGCAGGAGCAGUGGGUUCAACGGACUACUUGGAAAGAGAGUGUGGAGUGAGCCUUAAAGAGAUAGGCGAUGAUUGUUGUGUGAUGAGCAUGGCACUCGACAAUGGAGGAAGCUCAGCCAAGUUAAUGCUUCCAAGUGGUUUGGUAACUUCAUUCAAGCCUCAGAUGUGGCAUGGUGCCACUAUGGAGUUACUCCACACCUCCGUCUCUGCCGCUGCCGCUGUUGCAAGUGACGAUAUUAUUAAUCCUCCUCUCGUUCAAGGAGGACUCUCUUUAGCAUUGUCCUGCCAGAACGAUAUUAAUGGGAUUCCAUGGUCUCCAAAUGAUUGGUCUGUUCAUCAAGUUACUGGAACUCCUCAAGAUUCUAUUCAGAUACAACUUAUCAGCACAAGUAGUGAUGAACAACAAGUGAAUGCUCAAGUAAAGCAUAUCAUAACACUUGGAAGAGAUGCUUUAACCUCGGAGGUUAUAGUCUCUAAUUCAAGCACCUCUUCUUCCAUCUAUCUGAUGGGCUCAGCCAUUUGCCAUCUUGCAGUCAGCACACCUGAUGCAGCUUAUGCCAUUGGACUCCAAUCCUCUGAUUUCUUUAUCAGGCCACCCUUUGCUCCUAAUUCCACUAUUAUCAUCCCUCCCGACUUCAUGACAGUCGAUCAAGAUUCCACAAAAACAUGGCUCCCCUUCAACAAAUUAUUUGCAACAAGAAGAAACGAGGACGACGUUGAUAGCUUGGUUAGACGAGGCAAGCCAGAUGAGGAGGCUCAAGAAGAAGAUGAUAACUACAAACAUUUGACUGAUAAGUUAUGCAGGAUUUAUACCAGCGCUCCUCGAAAUUUGACCAUCAUUGACCGCGGUAGGAGAAAUUCAGUGACAGUUGGAAGAAAUGGGUUUGAAGAAGUGUAUAUAUUGAGUCCAGGAUCAGAGCACGAAUGGUACAACAAGUACUCUUACAUCUGCAUAGGCAAUGCAGCUCUCCUUCAACCAAUCAUCUUGAAACCUCAAACUCAAUGGAAAGGAGGCCUGCAAUUGUGGAAUCCCAAUUCCUAAAUCAAAAAAGAUCCUGCCUCAGAGAAAGAUUCUUCUGUGGUGUAAUUGUAUGUCUAGAUAGAAUCACAAUCUGUGUAAUCCACAUACACAAGACAAACGAUAGAUAAAACCAUUUUUUUUUUAA
This is a messenger RNA of Erythranthe guttata (spotted monkey flower), 1417 nucleotides long. RefSeq names its product NDH-dependent cyclic electron flow 5 (gene NDF5). NCBI's taxonomy places the organism in Eukaryota, Viridiplantae, Streptophyta, Magnoliopsida, Lamiales, Phrymaceae. Gene Ontology annotation, biological process: carbohydrate metabolic process. Gene Ontology annotation, cellular component: cytoplasm. The record is from RefSeq and is a predicted model, not a curated record. Gene Ontology annotation, molecular function: carbohydrate binding; glucose-6-phosphate 1-epimerase activity.